Molecule: messenger RNA, 1691 nt
Organism: Daldinia loculata
Lineage: Eukaryota; Fungi; Ascomycota; Sordariomycetes; Xylariales; Hypoxylaceae
Product: polysaccharide lyase family 1 protein
Exons: 1
Coding region: 636-1616 (326 amino acids)
Molecular function (GO): pectate lyase activity
Source: RefSeq, a predicted model, not a curated record
CGCGCAAUGUCGAAUGAGCAACUGACAGCAUGUUAUAUCAUUCAUUACCUUAUACAAGAUAAAAGCCCGGGCCUAUAUAUAAAUCGAGAGAUUGGAGAUUUCAGGGGUCAUGGCUCACGCCCACCGGGCUCAACCUCGGUAUGCACUUCAUCUGCUUCUAUCCGCCCAUUUUCAAGCACGAUGAACUCAUACCGUUUCUUUUGGCUUGUGAUCACCUCCUUUUAACUGCUCCUUUUACCUAUUAUUCGAAGCAGUAGUGUCUGCCAAGACCAGACAAGCUUUUUAGUAGACGGGAACCACGCCCCUUCAAUAUUGUAUUUUCUUCAACCUUUCCUGAUGCAUCUUCUGUCCGAAUCCACUUCUCUGACAACAGCCAUGUCCACAGCAUGCAGGACUCAUAUGAUGAUGGUGUCCUAUACUGGAAUAUCCCGUCCUGCGGGGAAUGUUUAUGGCGAAAUAGCUCUUAUAUAAUGACUACUGCGAAGUCUUUUUUCCAGGUAUUACAAGACAUAAUAUAAGGGGUGUGAUCGACUCACCUCAUUCCCUCAUUUGCACCUCACACUCGGCUCUCCGUCACUGUCUUUACCAUUUGAAUAUAUUAAGAGAGCCGUAACAUUCGUUCAUUACACUACAAAAUGAAGUUCUCGGCUAUUGCGCUAUUUGCGGCUUUCGCUAUAGCCUCUCCUCUUAACAAUGCCGUUGCACGCAAUAGUAUUGCUCGAAGACAGGCCGCUGAGGCAUGCACCAUCGGCUACUGCACCCAGAACGGCGGAACGACAGGUGGCGCCGCGGGUAAGACCGUGACCGUGACCGAUGUCGAUAGCCUCACCAAAGCAGCUAAGCAAGAAGGCCCUCUUACUAUCAUCGUCUCUGGCGCCAUCUCCGGCUCUGCCAAAGUACGCGUCUCCGCCGACAAGACCAUCUACGGAGAGAAGGGUAGUUCUCUCACCGGUGUCGGUCUAUACAUCCGCAGAGUUAAUAAUGUUAUUGUCCGUAACAUGAAGAUCUCCAAGGUCCUAGCUAAGAACGGCGACGCCAUCGGUAUCGAUGCAUCAUCAAACGUCUGGGUCGACCAUUGCGACCUGUCCGGUGACCUAAACCUCGGCAAGGACGAUCUUGACGGACUCCUCGAUAUCUCGCACGGAUCUGAGUGGGUUACCGUGUCCAACACAUACUUGCAUGACCACUGGAAGGCGUCGUUGAUCGGGCACUCGGACAGCAACGCCAAGGAGGAUCAAGGCGCCCUUCACGUCACUUACGCCGGCAACCACUUCUUCAAUACGUACAGUCGGGCACCGCUCAUCCGCUUCGCAACCGUGCACAUCGUCAACACAUUCUGGGACUCAUUGAUCGGAAGCGGUGUCAAUACCCGGAUGGGCGCUCAAGUUCUGAUUCAAAGCUCUGCCUUCAAGAAUAGCGCCAAGAAUGCCGUCUUCUUCGCCGAUUCUAAGGAAACCGGCUUUGCCGUCCUCGACGAUGUCAAUCUCGGAGGCUCGGAGAACUCGGCACCAGCCGGCACGCUGAAGGCUAGUUCGCUGCCGUACCCCCCUAUCAAGGUGCUGGGUUCCGCUGCCGUUGCCAGUGCCGUGCCCCGUACUGCCGGACAGAAAUUGUAAUGGAUUUAUAUAUUUAUUAAUUAUAGUAAAUAUACUUAUUAAUUAUAGUAAAUAUACUUACUAGUUAUAGUAAAU